AUGGACGCGGACGCGGCGACGCCGGAGGCGACGACGUCGGAGGCGCGCGCGCGAUCGCGAGCGACGGUUGCGGGCGAGGUGGAUGGCGGACUCGACGACGACACGUCGUUGUUAUCGGCGAGAGAGCGGACGGAGAAUAGCUCGAAGAAUGACGUCGUGGAGAGAGACGUGAGGUUUAGGAUCACCGGGAUGACGUGCUCGGCGUGCGUGGGAACGGUGGAGCGAGCGAUGAUGGACGCGCGGGGCGUCGCGCGCGCGGCGGCGUCGACGGCGACGGGAGAGGCGAGAGCGGUUUUAGAUGAUGAAGCGAACGAGCGAGAGGUCAUAGACGCGAUCGUGCGAGAGGUUGAGAGCUGUGGGUUCGAGUGCGAGCCGAUGGAGACCGUGAACGAGCGUCGAAGCCGCAUAGGGUCCUCGGCGGUGAAGACGGUGAAGCUGGCGGUGGACGGAAUGUCGUGCUCGGCGUGCUCUGGGGCGGUUGAAAAUGCUCUGAGAGCAGUCGUUGGGGUGUCCUCGGCCACCGUGAGCGUGCUCCCGUACGGUGCCGCGAUAGUUGUGUACGAUUCGAACGCCACUGGUGCUCGAGACUUCAUAGAAGCCGUCGAGGAGAUUGGUUUCGGGGCGAGUGUGUAUCACUCAGCGGAGGACGACGGGUCGACAACGACGCGCGAGUUGUCAAGGUUUCGCGAGGAUUUGAAGUUAGCAAUAUCACUCACGGCGCCCAUUGUACUCAUGAAUCUCAUCGUGGAGCGCAUUUGGACUCCGAGACUAGGUAGACUGUCUCUUUGGGUGCUGGUGAAGUUUGCACUCGCGUCGCGAGUGCAGUUUGGCGUCGGCAUGCGGUUCCAUCGCGGGGCGUGGAACUCCCUUAAACGCGGCGCGAGCAACAUGGAUGUUCUGGUAUCUCUCGGCACCAACGUCGCUUAUAUCGUGAGCGUGGGCGGCAUGCUCUCUUGUCUGAGCUCUGGAUCGAUGUGCGCCCGCGAUUACUUCGACACGAGCGCUCUGUUGAUCACUUUCAUCUUGAUCGGAAAGUACCUCGAAACUUCAGCGCGGGGGAAGACGAGCACGGCGAUCACGAAGCUUCUUGAACUCACGCCUAGCGAAACCGUGCUCCUCGUAUCAACGAAAACGGGUGAAGAGAUCGAGAGGAGAGUCGCCACGGAGUUGAUCCAGGUGGGCGAUCUGCUGAAGGUGUUGCCAGGCGCGCGCGUCCCGGCUGACGGAGUCAUCAUUCGUGGCCACGCAUACGUCGAUGAAUCCAUGAUCACCGGAGAGCCGAUGCCGGUCAUGAGAAAGAUAAAUGGAAGAAUCACGGGAGGUACGAUCAAUGAAGGUAACGCUUUCGUCAUGCGCGCAGAGCGGCUCGGUGCUGACUCGACUCUUCAUCAGAUAGUGCGCCUCGUCGAGGAUGCGCAGCUCUCAAAGGCACCAAUCCAAGCCUUUGCAGAUAGGCUCUCGAACGUCUUCGUGCCAUUCAUCGUCGUUCUCGCGAUGGUUACAUUCUUCUCCUGGCUUGUUGCCGGUUGGACAAGUUCCAUUCCAGCCGGUUGGAUACCGGCGGAUGAAAACAAAACGUUGUUUGCGAUGUGGUUUGGCGUCGCCGUGCUCGUGACGGCGUGCCCUUGUGCUCUUGGAUUGGCGACGCCGACGGCGAUCAUGGUCGGAACGAGCGUUGCUGCGGGGAGUGGCAUUUUGGUUAAAGGAGGAGAAGCUAUGGAAGUAGCUUCCCGUUUGGACGUCGUCGCCUUCGACAAAACAGGUACCUUGACCACCGGUUCACCGACAGUGGUUGCGUUUAAAUCGACUCGGCCGGAAAAUCUCGAUUACAUCAUCAGUGUGGUCGUUUCCAUCGAGAAGGACAGCGAACAUCCAAUCGCAAAAGCCGUGAGAGACUAUGCUCGACGUCGCAGUCCUACUGAGCUCGCCUUGAGCGCUAAGUCAGAGGUUCAAAUUGUCGCCGGCCAAGGUGUGUGCUGUGUCGUGAACGGGAUCGCAGUGGCUGUUGGAAACGGUAAACUGAUGAGCGAACGCGGUAUGAAAGUCGUUUCAAAGGACAUUGAAGACUUUACCGUGGAGCAUGAAGAUUCUGGACACACAGUGGUGCUCGUCGGCAUCGGAAACGCCGUGGGUGGAGCGUUCGCGGUAUCUGAUGAAUUGAGACCGGACGCGAAGGACGUUGUGGCGGCGCUAAGAGAGCGAGGCAUCAAAAGCGUCAUGGUGACGGGAGAUAACUGGAAAACCGCGCGUGCGAUCGCAAGUGCAUGUGGAAUUGAGGAGUUUCACGCCGAGGCGUCUCCAGCAGAUAAGGUGGCGUUCCUAAAGAAGUUACAAGGGGAAUGUUCGCCGAGAUCAAAGAAUAAAUUCGAAGCGUCAAAGGUUGCAAUGGUUGGCGACGGCAUCAACGACGCCCCUUCGUUAGCUGCGGCAGACUUAUCGAUGGCGAUAGGCGCCGGAACAGACGUCGCCAUCGAAGCGGCCGAUUUAGUCCUCAUGCACGCCGAUCUGUACACUGUGGUGCGGGCCGUGGACAUCUCCCAAAAGACGUUUCGACAGAUCCGGCAAAACUACGUUUGGGCGCUGAGUUACAAUGUUAUCGCACUCCCCCUGGCGGCUGGUUGUUUAUAUCCGACAAUUAAGGUUCCGCCCUGGGUCGCAAGUAUCUUGAUGGCUAUCAGCAGCAUCUCAGUCGUCCUCGCGUCGUUGUCGCUGAAGAGGAAGUGUCGAGAGCAACGGCACACGGUGUUGCGCAGCAUUGAGAUAUCAUCGGCAGCUUAG
Ostreococcus tauri is the source of this 2778-nucleotide messenger RNA. Its product is annotated as P-type ATPase, phosphorylation site. The record is from RefSeq and is a predicted model, not a curated record. Gene Ontology annotation, cellular component: membrane. Bases 1 to 2778 code for a protein of 925 amino acids. Gene Ontology annotation, biological process: monoatomic cation transport. Gene Ontology annotation, molecular function: ATP hydrolysis activity; ATPase-coupled monoatomic cation transmembrane transporter activity; metal ion binding. The transcript has a single exon. Lineage: Eukaryota; Viridiplantae; Chlorophyta; Mamiellophyceae; Mamiellales; Bathycoccaceae.